This is a messenger RNA of Rotaria sp. Silwood1, 339 nucleotides long. The record is from the annotation of a GenBank genome assembly. Lineage: Eukaryota; Metazoa; Rotifera; Eurotatoria; Philodinida; Philodinidae.
AUGAUGACUCGAUUAACGUUUGGAGGUAGUAUUUUGUUUAAUUCAUCUGGUAUACAAAAUUUUAUGAAUCUAUCUUAUGCAUUAUUAAUGAAACAUGCUCAUUGUGACAAUAAUAGCCAAUGUAUAUUACAUUGUAUAUUCAAUUCUAAUUAUUAUCAAGUAGGACAAACUUUAUUUUUAAGUCGACCAAAAGAUUAUCAACUCAUGACUCCAAAUCUUAAUAUUGAAAGUAUUAAACAAAUAUCGCCAACAGAUUUUAAUAUUACAUUAACAGUUGAUCGACCAGCUUUAUUUGUCUGGCUUGAUAUAACAGCUAAUGUAACUGGUUAUUUUUCAUGA